Messenger RNA from Hemiscyllium ocellatum (epaulette shark), 3250 nucleotides. Its product is annotated as transcription factor 7-like 2. The coding region runs from base 63 to 1703 and encodes 546 amino acids. The record is from RefSeq and is a predicted model, not a curated record. Gene Ontology annotation, biological process: regulation of transcription by RNA polymerase II; canonical Wnt signaling pathway. The transcript is spliced from 12 exons. Gene Ontology annotation, molecular function: RNA polymerase II cis-regulatory region sequence-specific DNA binding; DNA-binding transcription factor activity, RNA polymerase II-specific. Lineage: Eukaryota; Metazoa; Chordata; Chondrichthyes; Orectolobiformes; Hemiscylliidae. Gene Ontology annotation, cellular component: beta-catenin-TCF complex.
AGAGAGGGAAGGAGAGAGGGAGCAGGAGACUGAGAGUGAGAGCCAGAGCCAGCGCCAGCGAGAUGCCGCAGCUUCCAGCGGGCGAUGAUCUGGGGGCUAGUGAUGAGAUGAUUUCCUUCAAGGACGAAGGCGAGCAGGAGGACAAGCGGCCGGGCAGUGUGUCCGCAGAUAGGGACCUCGCCGAUGUCAAGUCGUCUCUGGUCAACGAGAGCGAACAGACGGCGCCAGGCGGGGGCGGCGAGGGCAGCAGCAGCUCUCCGGAGACCGAGACUGAGCGCAGGCACACGCCGAGUUUUGGGGAGAAAGCUCGGGAUUACCAGCAGCACGGAGGCAAAAGGCAAGAUGGAGGGUUGUUCAAGGGAGCUGCUGCAGCUACCGCUGCUUAUCCGUUCAUCAUGAUCCCGGAGUUGUCUACUCCUUACCUCCCCAGCGGAUCGCUCACCCCCGGGGCCCGCACGUAUCUGCAGAUGAAGUGGCCCCUGUUGGACGUCCAGACUGCCAGCUGCCUCAAAGACUCACCAGCUCCCAUCCACCUCGCCAACAGGUUGCCUUUGGUGCAGCAUGCUCAUCACAUGCACCCUCUUACUCCCCUCAUCACCUACAGCAAUGAACAUUUUUCACCUGGGAACCCAACCCCACAUCUGUCCUCUGAACUCAACUCCAAGACUGGACUCUCUCGGGUUCCGUACCCUUCCGAACUGUCUCCGUACUACCCGCUGUCGCCAGGCACCGUGGGGCCGAUCGCUCACCCGCUGGGCUGGGUCAUGCCACCGCAAAGUCCACCGCUCUAUCCGAUUGCAGCAGGAAGCUUCCGGCCCACCUACCACACUGCACUGACCGUCAAUGCUUCAAUGUCCAGGUUUUCCCCUCACAUGGCUCCACCACCACAUUCCUCUCAUGCAACCGGAAUUCCUCAUCCAGCUAUAACAACAGCAGGGAUCAAACAGGAGCAGCUUCACAGUCAGCCCAGUCCCAGCGAAACCCCGAAGCCCCUGAUGGUGAAGAAGGAAGAUGAGAAGAGGAAGCCUCACAUCAAGAAGCCCCUGAAUGCCUUCAUGUUGUACAUGAAGGAGAUGCGGGCCAAAGUCGUGGCCGAAUGCACACUAAAGGAAAGUGCUGCCAUUAACCAGAUCCUUGGACGCAAGUGGCAUGCUUUGACAAGAGAGGAGCAGUCAAAAUAUUAUGAACUUGCAAGGAAGGAACGGCAACUCCACUCUCAGCUCUAUCCUGGGUGGUCAGCGCGAGACAAUUAUGGGAAGAGGAAGAAGAGGAAACGAGACAAGCAGCAGCCAGAGACAGACAAUCGAGAUCUGUCCCUACCAGUGUCCCGCCGGAAACUCAAGUGUGUACAGUACCUGCGGGCAGAUGGGAGUUGUGCCCCGCCUGUAUCUGCCACCGGCAGUGUCUUGGACUCACCGCCUUCGCCAUCCACUCUGCAGCUGCAGCCAGAUCCUCCGGUCUCUGAGCAGGCACAGCCCCUCUCACUCAGCACCAAGCUGACUGCCCUGUCCUCCUCCACCUCAGCCGCCACCAUUACAGAGAGUAGCUCCUCACCUGCCAGUGCACGACACCUCUCCUACACUGCCAUUCCCACUUUCAUGUUAACUCCUCCUUCUUCAGUGGAGGCAGCUUCGCAUUCCCAACAUGCUGUACCCGCUGUGCAGACACAGCCAUUGUCUCUGGUGACCAAAUCAACGGAGUGAUUGUAUUUAUAGCCUGUGUUUCAGAACUGCAACCUUCCACAGAGACUGACAAAUGUUCUUUGGUCAAUAUUUGACCCAAUUUUAAAUGGAAACCUGUAAAUAUGUUUUUUCGUUAAUGCAGCUGGAGGGAGGAGCUGAGUCAAGGGAGACAUUUCCAAGACAACAGAUAUCUCUUUUUCUCUCUGUCCAUGUUUGAACCACCAUUCCAUUUGAUGUGUUCAUUACAAUCGGCACAGGUACAGUGUGAACUCUCGCUGCUCUGAGUGUGAGAGUCAGGUUUAAUCAGGGUGGGAACAGGACAGUGUACUGAGUGCUUGCAAUUUUUUUAUACUGUGGCGGAUAUUAGCCUAUUUAAAGACAAGGGGCGAUAUUGGCCAGGGGCUAGGUGGGAGUGAAGGAAGACCAUCUGAGCUAGGAUUAAGCAGGAGAGUAUUUUAUUGAAGUCAGGAUAGGGUAUCCUAAGAGGGGGGCAGAGGUGGGGUGGGGGAAGAUGGUGGUGUGUGUUGGGAGAUUAUGGAAUGUAGUUGGCGAACAGCUUGAGUUCCUGUGCAAGGCUAGUCAGGAUUGAAGGAGAUGCCAGACUCGAACUAAUUUCACCUGAAUCUCUGUUGUGGGGAGGGGCGUCACUGGGAUAGAUGAGACUGUCUCACUUGCUCGCACAAUCAUGCCACCAGUACCCCCUCGUUCCCUGCCUCCGCCUGAAGGCGAAUUCACCUGGUGACCUAAUAUGCUGGUUCUUGGCCAGGAUCAGAGACUUGAGGAGCAGUUCCCUGUGAGGCCGAGGUGAGUUGCUCCUACCAAAGGGAGAAUAGCACAACUGAAAUUUAAUUCUGUGGAAGAUGAUUCGAUUUUGUGCCACAGCUAGCAUUUCAGUUUUCUUGCCUUUUAAAAGUAAGCGUUUGAUGAGAACGUGGGGUUUUAACAGGAGGCCAUUGGGUUUAUUGGCAAGAGUCAGUGCUCUGUGUGCUGGCUGAAAGCAAGUCCCGCCUACACGAUGUCAUGUGAAGGGUGCAGUGUUCUGGAGUCAAAUAGCCCAGUUGUCUACUAACAGACUGAAGAAUGAGGAGUAGAUUCCGUUCCAAGUUGUGGUGAAAGCAGACAACCAUCACCUGCCUUACUGGGUACCACAUUGACACGAAUGGUCACCUCAAUUGAAGGCCAUGUUGUCUUUUAAAUAGCUCAAGGGUGAGAAGGACUUUGUGGAAGAGGUUGCAACAAUCCUGAACCUCAGACAAGAGACUUGAACAGUUCUUUAGCUGCACUGUUCAGCUUCUUGUCAGUUGUCAGCCAAACCCCUCUUUCCCAUUUUCAACAUCCCUUUUUUUUUUCAAUUACCUUGUCUUUUUUAAAAAAUGUAAAAAUAUUCUUACAUAAAUCUUGUACAUGAAAGUCUUUUUGUAUUUAGGGUUUUUUUUUACAGAACUACAGUUGGCGGCUUUCUGUUGAGAGAAACAGAACCUUCUAGAAUGUUUUACAUUUUGAAAUGUGUGAAUAAACUGAACGAAUACAUGUACAUUUUGGGGGGUGGGUGGAAGAAAAAUGAAGAU